AUGUCCUUUCCAGGAGAAACUUAUGUCUGUAGUGAAAGAACCACUGCUGAUCGUCAUUCUGUCAUUCAAAACGGCAAUGAAAACAGCGCCCUUCCUGAUCAGAGCGCCCCAGUUGCUUCCACGCACAGUGUGAGCAGCGCGGCCACCCCCGACCGCAUCCGUUUCCCCAGAGGAACUGCCAGCCGAAGCACUUUCCACGGCCAGCCCCAGGAACGGAGGACAGCCACCUACAAUGGUCCACCUGCUUUGCCCAGCCUGUCCCACGAAGCCACACCCUUGUCUCAGACAAGGCGCCGGGGCUCCACUAAUCUCUUCAGUAAAUUAACUUCAAAACUAACAAGGAGCCGCCAUGUGUCUGCCGAGCAGGACGCCGGCAGAGAGGCCAGGCCGCGCUCGCUUGGCUUCGCGUCGAGUAUGAAGACCAUGAGCUCCAUGGAGCCCAGCGACAUCAUCCGCAAGGUGCUGGAUGCCAACAGCUGUGACUACGAGCAGAGGGAGCGCUUCCUGCUCUUCUGUGUUCACGGCGACGGACACGCCAAGAGCCUCGUGCAGUGGGAGAUGGAGGUGUGCAAGCUGCCCAGACUGUCCCUCAACGGCGUCCGCUUCAAGCGGAUAUCCGACACGUCUAUCGCCUUCAAGAACAUCGCUUCCAAAACUGCCAACGAGCUGAAGCUGUAG
Messenger RNA from Elephantulus edwardii (Cape elephant shrew), 678 nucleotides. RefSeq names its product MAP/microtubule affinity-regulating kinase 3-like. The record is from RefSeq and is a predicted model, not a curated record. Bases 1 to 678 code for a protein of 225 amino acids. The transcript is spliced from 2 exons. NCBI's taxonomy places the organism in Eukaryota, Metazoa, Chordata, Mammalia, Macroscelidea, Macroscelididae.